ACGAGCUAGCGGUGGAAGGUAGGGGAGGGGAUCGAUCUGAUCUUGCGAGGAAGCCCUAGGUUCGCCAGAUUCCUUCCUCCAAUAUUUGCAAGGUAUUAUAAGUCGCCAGAAAUUGAUUUUCCCCUUCUUUCCAAGUGAGCCUUCGUAGACAUACACAGCGCGAGGAUCCGAAGAAAUCGAGAGCAGCCAUGGCCGCCGCGAUUCGACAUGCGGCGAGGAGGAUCAGCGUCCAGCGGGUCGUUGAGCCUCCAAGGCUUGUCAACACCGGCCCCGUCAACCCCAAGCCGCAUGGGCUCACGGCCGACCAGAAGGAUGCCGCGAUUCGCAUGGCUCUGAUCGACAAUAAGACAGAGGAGCUCUACAAUCUGGUUGCUGGGUUCAACGCAAAGUACACUGUUAAGGGCAGCGUAGGCCAAAAAUACACCAACCUGAUGAAUCAACUCUCUGUACAAAUCCAACCCAGGCACGAUGACCCUGGCUGGCGCUCGUGCCGGCGAUCAGCCAUCGUUCAUGAUCGCUUCGAAACCGUGGGAGGGCUUUUCAUUGGCUAUGUGCUUGGAGAUGCCUCGUUUCACUGGUACCAUGACAGAGAUCUGUAAGAUGGCCAAGCUCUCAAGAAGCAUAGCGUCUUGCAUCACAAGAAUUCCUAAUGCUGUGUUUGGAUGCGCAGAAUUUGGCCAUGGAAUUGGAAUUUGGGGCGAAUAGGCCCAAUUCGACUGUUUGGAUGGCCUUGGAAUUGAGGCAUGGAAACGUUGGGCAAAUUCCGAGCUGCCCCCGCGCGCGUACCGUUUCACUUGGAAACUUUCCGAGCUCGAGACCUCGGAAACACGUGGAAUCGCUGCCCCCUGCUCGCGUACCCCUUCGUCAACGCAAAACGCAUCAGAGGACGCGAGGGAGUCGGGAGCUCGGCCUCCUCCGCCGGCCAGCGAUGCAGACGUUCCCGGCAGCGGCGGCUCCAGCUCCGGUAAGCCACCCAUCUGCGCCCUCCUCUCCCCAUCCUCGCCCUCCUCUUCCCAUCCGCGUCCUCCUCUCCGGCUCCGGUCGUCCUCAGUGACUCUCCUAACCCUAGAACGGCGGCGGCAAGGAGGGGAACGGCAGGACGGCGGGCGGUGGCCUCU
This is a messenger RNA of Lolium perenne, 1118 nucleotides long. RefSeq lists its product as uncharacterized. The record is from RefSeq and is a predicted model, not a curated record. NCBI's taxonomy places the organism in Eukaryota, Viridiplantae, Streptophyta, Magnoliopsida, Poales, Poaceae.